AUGCGGCACAGUACAAAGUUUGGUGAACUCGGUUUCGGCCGUGUUCCAGACCUUGGUGGUAUCGAUGUCGCCGCCGACGAGCUCCUCGAGGUGCGUCGUCAAGGCUCGGCCGUCGAUCUCGGGUCCGGUUCCAGGCCCGCCCACGCGCUCGGUGAUGUCGAAGAUGAUGCUGGUGAAGCCGUCCUUGUCGAUCCAGACCUCUUGGUUGUCCGGGACUUCUCGGAGUUUGCUGCGCAGCCGCCUGUUAGUCCAGCUCGCUUGGGUUUGCGAUAG
Clonostachys byssicola is the source of this 273-nucleotide messenger RNA. Lineage: Eukaryota; Fungi; Ascomycota; Sordariomycetes; Hypocreales; Bionectriaceae. The record is from the annotation of a GenBank genome assembly.